GUAGACCCCUCUUGCAAUGAAUCUUUUCUUAUCCUAAAUUCAUAAUUCAUAAGUCAUAAGGUGUGCAUGUCUGAAAUUACGAGAAAAAAGAAAAGAGUGUGAUUUGUGUGUGAGAGAGAAAUGGAAGGGAGUGGUUGCAAGAAAAGCUCAAAGGGAAAAAAAGAUGACCUUUAUCAUGUUAUUCAUAAGGUACCUUAUGGAGAUACUCUCUAUGUUAAAGCCAAGCAUGCCCAGUUGGUAGAUAAGGACCCAGAAGCAGCCAUAGUGUUAUUUUGGAAGGCGAUAAAUGCUGGAGAUAAAGUGGAUAGUGCCUUAAAGGACAUGGCUGUUGUGAUGAAGCAAUUAGACAGAUCCGAAGAAGCAAUUGAAGCCAUCAAAUCUUUCAGAAGCCUUUGUUCCAAACAUUCUCAAGAGUCACUUGAUAAUGUACUUCUUGACCUCUACAAGAAAUGUGGAAGAAUUGACGAGCAAAUUGAGUUGCUGAAGCGAAAGCUAAGACUAAUCUACCAAGGUGAAGCUUUCAAUGGAAGGACCACAAGGACUGCUCGCUCUCAUGGCAAAAAGUUCCAAGUUUCUAUCAAGCAAGAAACUGCAAGAUUAUUGGGAAAUUUGGGGUGGGCCUACAUGCAAAAGGAGAACUACAUGAUGGCGGAGGUUGUAUUCAAGAAAGCCCAAAUGAUAGAUGCUGACGCCAACAAGGCUUGCAACUUGGUGGUGUGCCUCAUGAGACAAUCCCGUUAUGAAGAAGCCUAUUACAUUCUUGAACAUGUCUUGCAUGGAAAGCUUCCUGGCUCCGAUGAAACUAAGUCCAAGAAAAGAGCAGAGGAGUUGCUUUUGGAAUUUAAUUCAAAUAUCCCUCAAUCACAAUAUCUGGAUAAUUUGGGCCUUGAUGAUGACUUUGUCAAAGGGAUAGAUGAAUUGCUCACUGCAUGGGGAUCAAAUAACAGAUCCAGGAGGCUUCCUAUAUUUGAGGAAAUCUCUUCGUUUAGAGAUCAAUUGGCAUGUUAGUUAAUUCUCAAUCUUAGGUUAUAUGUUUCUUUUAUUAUUGUUUGUGUCAUGUUUGUAUAUAUUACUAUAUUAGUGUCAUAGGUUGUUAUUAUUCUUAGUUUAGGUUUGCUGCAAAGAGGGGCUUUAAUUUGUCUUCUCUGAUCUAGUACGUAGUUUGUGCUUCCUCUACCCUUUUUUGUCUUCUUAAAAUGAUGAGGGAAGCCAUGAAACCAAUAAGGUUUGCUUGUAUCUUGUUAGAUGAAUAAUAGAUAUGAAGCGUUCCAAGCACCAUCUUUGUGGAUAAAAGAUUGAUGGUAUGAU
This is a messenger RNA of Arachis duranensis, 1308 nucleotides long. RefSeq names its product protein SULFUR DEFICIENCY-INDUCED 1. The record is from RefSeq and is a predicted model, not a curated record. The coding region runs from base 121 to 1008 and encodes 295 amino acids. The transcript is spliced from 4 exons. Gene Ontology annotation, molecular function: protein binding. NCBI's taxonomy places the organism in Eukaryota, Viridiplantae, Streptophyta, Magnoliopsida, Fabales, Fabaceae.